GCAGUAACAGUUAAUUACUACCUCUUCCUGGUCUAGGACAGUGAAUUAAAAGCCAUGUGCCUUGCUUCCCUUUUCACUCCGUCCUUCAGCGAGCCAGGGUGCUACUCCACCGAACACACGGGACCAGAUUUCACAGGACUCAACCACUCGAGGUAGCUGUGGACAUAAUGUCCCCGUGGUUUCUGCUGGCUCUGGUGGCUCUCGUCCCCCUGUCUCAGAGCACCAACCCUGGCGUCAAGGUCAAACUCACACAGAGAGGGCUGGAGUAUGGUCGACAGAUCGGGAUGGCAUCUCUGCAGCGCAAACUUAAGUCCAUCAAGGUCCCUGACCUGUCGGGCACAGAGAAGGUGGCUCCCAUUGGAAAAGUCAAAUACAGCCUGACUGGGAUGCAGAUCGUGAACCUUGGCCUACCGAAGUCUGCCAUUGGGCUGGUGCCAGGCACAGGGAUCAGUCUGUCCGUCGGGAAUGCCUUCAUCAGCCUGCGUGGUAACUGGAGGGUCAGAUAUCUCAGGUUCAUAAAGGACAGCGGCACCUUCGACUUGGCAGUGAGCGGCCUGACCAUCAGCGCAGGUAUCAGCCUGAAGAGCGACGAGACGGGUCACCCUGCCGUUAGCUGCGCCAGUUGUGCCGCUACCGUUGGCAGCGCUAACAUCAAGUUCCACGGCGGGGCCAGCUGGCUGUACAACCUUUUCAGCUCCUUCAUUGACAAGGCCUUGCGCAGUGCACUACAGAAGCAGAUCUGCCCCUUGGUGUCUGACGCAAUAUCGGAGAUGAACCCCCACCUGAAAACUCUAAAUGUGCUUGCCAAAGUAGACCAGUAUGCAGAAAUUGAAUAUUCAAUGGUAACAUCCCCCGCCAUCUCAAAAGCUUCCAUUGACUUCAGCUUAAAGGGAGAGUUCUAUAACAUUGGUAAGCACCAGGAGCCUCCAUUUUCUGCUGCACCAUUCUCACUGCCUGCCCAGUCCACCAACAUGAUGUACAUUGGAGUGUCUUCCUUCACCACCAACUCGGCGGGCUUUGUCUACAACAAUGCUGGUGCCCUCAGCCUCUACAUCACAGACGACAUGAUCCCCGCAAGUUCGCCCAUCCGACUGAAUACCAGGACCUUUGGAGCUUUCAUUCCCCAGAUUGCGAAGCGCUUUCCAGGCCUGAUGAUGAAGCUGCUGGUGAAAACAUCAAACGCGCCCAACAUCACCUUCGAGCCCAACAACGUCACCCUGCAGGCCACCGGCACCGUUACCGCGUAUGCCAUCCAGCCCAACAGCACACUGGAGCCCCUUUUUAUUCUCAACAUGGACGCCAGUGUCAGCGCUCGUGUCUAUGUCACGGGAGUGAAACUGGCAGGAGCAGUGGCCCUGAACAGAAUUGAUAUGACCCUGGGAACUAGCUACGUGGGACCAUUUCAAGUGAAAUCCCUUGACAAUAUCCUCCUAAUGGUUCUGAAAGUGGCUGUUAUCCCCAAGGUUAAUGCUCGUCUGCAGCAGGGCUACCCUCUCCCAGCCAUCGGCAAAAUGAACCUAAUCAACACCCAGCUACUGGUCCAGAAGGACUACAUGCUGAUUGGAACUGACGUUCAUUUUACAGAGUGAGCACCAUGUGAUGUCACCACACUCUCCCUUGACCAAAAAUAACCCAUUACUGCUUUAAUGAUAACUGCUGAGACAUACACUUACUCCGUUACUGUGAGGAAGUGAUUUUCUAGAGCAGAUGAUAAAAUGAUACAUAAAUUGCUUAUUGUACUGGACUAUACUGAAAUUUGAUUAGCACUGAGUACAAUUGUAUGAAUAAAAUCCCAAAU
This is a messenger RNA of Megalops cyprinoides (Indo-Pacific tarpon), 1798 nucleotides long. Its product is annotated as bactericidal permeability-increasing protein-like. The transcript is spliced from 16 exons. Gene Ontology annotation, molecular function: lipid binding. The record is from RefSeq and is a predicted model, not a curated record. NCBI's taxonomy places the organism in Eukaryota, Metazoa, Chordata, Actinopteri, Elopiformes, Megalopidae. Bases 168 to 1589 code for a protein of 473 amino acids.